Protopolystoma xenopodis is the source of this 642-nucleotide messenger RNA. The record is from the annotation of a GenBank genome assembly. NCBI's taxonomy places the organism in Eukaryota, Metazoa, Platyhelminthes, Monogenea, Polystomatidea, Polystomatidae.
CUAGCCAUCAUGAAGAGCUACAUUGAAUCCAUGAUCCGCGGCUUCAGAGGCGUCCUACGAAAUUUCAUUCACUCAAAUGGUCUUUAUUACAACAGAAGUCACUCUCAGCUCAUAUAUGCUGUGAGAACGAUCAUGGCUGAGGUAUCAAAGACGCCAAUCGUCAAAGCGUGCUGUCACGCAGCCAAUCGCCUAGAAGAAUUACAUGAGCUGAGUGAUGGUCUGGAGCGAUGUCAAAAAUCAUUAAACGACUACCUGAACACUAAAAGGAAUGCUUUUCCACGUUUCUUUUUCAUAUCUGACGAUGAAUUGCUGAGUAUUUUGGGAUCAAGUGAACCGGAAUGCGUCCAAGAGCACAUGAUUAAGAUGUUCGAUAAUAUCGCUUCGCUACAAUUAGUCAAGGCGAUUAACCAAGAGAUGAGUGCAACUGCGAUGGUCUCAAGCGAAGGCGAGAUAAUGCAAUUUCGGCAGUCUGUUUUGGCUACUGGGCGUGUGGAGGAAUGGAUGACGCGUGUUGAGGCCGAGAUGAAGUCAACAAACCGGCUAAUUACGAAGGAGGCCAUCUACUACUACAGCUCUAAAGGGUCAAGGUGGGUCUGGCUUGAAAAGUUAUCAUUGGGCCAAGUUAGAUGUUACCGUACAUAA